AUGAACGAACAGACGGAUUUACGAAAUUCCAACUAUGAAGACGACAUUAGGUACACCGUACAAGUGCACAGACUUAUUAUGGGAUUGAUCGGUGUGUGGCCGAAUAUGGAGAAACCUGGAAAAUGGGCGAGACUUCUCAGGGGACUUCUCAGAACUGCGUGCUGCUUCCUAUUGUCCUUUAAUCUGAUACCGUGGGUGCUAUACAUGUUUCUGAUUUUGGACACAUUUAAAAGCCGACUCAGGAUGAUUGGAGGAUUCUUCUUCUACAGCAUGGUUCCUGCAAUGUACUUUACACUGAUGUUACAGGAGGAUCGUAUUAAAAAAUGUAUAAGGCAUUUGCAGGAAGACUGGCGGAAUGUAUGGGAUACGAACGAUCGUAAAAUUAUGUUGGACCAGGCCAGAACCGGACGUUUCAUCAUCAUCUGCACUUUGUUAUUCCUCUUCACUAGCGGUUUCACUCAUCGUCUGAUUAAACCAAUACUCCGCGGCACAAUCGUAAUCGGAAACAUGACGAUUAGACCGUUGGUGCAGGGCAACUAUUUCAUUUUCUUCGAUCCGCAACAGAGUCCGGCUUACGAAAUCAUAUUUUCAAUGCAUUUAGUGACUGGCAUCGUCAUAUAUAUCGUAACAACUAGCGUCUGCGGAAUCACUGCGUUAUUCACCAUGCAUACUUGCGGACAACUCAAAAUGUUGACCGUUUGGCUGGAGAACACAGCGAUCGAAAACCAUUGGUCGAAGUGCGCUAUUGCUCAAAGAUUGGCAGCGAUUAUCGUGCAUCACGUGAGAAUACGUAAGUAA
Mycetomoellerius zeteki is the source of this 798-nucleotide messenger RNA. RefSeq lists its product as uncharacterized. Gene Ontology annotation, biological process: detection of chemical stimulus involved in sensory perception of smell; sensory perception of smell. The record is from RefSeq and is a predicted model, not a curated record. Bases 1 to 798 code for a protein of 265 amino acids. Gene Ontology annotation, molecular function: olfactory receptor activity; odorant binding. Gene Ontology annotation, cellular component: plasma membrane. The transcript has a single exon. NCBI's taxonomy places the organism in Eukaryota, Metazoa, Arthropoda, Insecta, Hymenoptera, Formicidae.